AUGGCGGCGGCGGCGGAGCGGGGCCGCCUCAGCUUCCCGGGCGGCGCGGGCGCCCUGGGGCGGCCCGUGCCCAUGAACCUCUUCGCCACCUGGGAGAUCGACGGCUCCAGCCCCAGCUGCGUCCCCAGGUUAUGCAGCUUGACAUUAAAGAAACUGGUAGUCUUAAAGGAAUUGGAUAAGGAACUUAUUUCUGUGGUCAUUGCUGUCAAAAUGCAGGGCUCUAAACGCAUCCUGAGGUCUCACGAGAUUGUAUUGCCCCCGAGUGGACAUGUGGAGACAGAGCUUGCACUGACCUUCUCUCUGCAGUAUCCUCACUUUCUGAAGAGAGAAGGCAACAAGCUUCAGAUCAUGCUGCAGCGACGGAAGCGGUACAAGAACCGAACGAUUCUGGGCUACAAGACUCUGGCUGUGGGGUCUAUCAACAUGGCUGAGGUCAUGCAGCAUCCAACAGAAGGUGGCCAGGUCCUGAGCCUUUUCAGUAAUAUCAAAGAAGCUGCAGUGAAGGUGGCAGAAAUCUGGAUCUUCUCUUUGUCAAGUCAGCCAAUUGACCAUGAAGACAGCACUAUGCAGGCCAGCCAGAAAAUCAAGUCUACAGACAACUAUUCCGAGGAAGAGUACGAGAGCUUCUCUUCUGAGCAGGAGGCCAGUGAUGAUGCCGUACAGGGCCAGGAUUUGGAUGAUGAUGAGUACGAGCUGGGGAAGCCCAAGAAGCAGCGGAGAUCGAUAGUAAGAACGACGUCCAUAACCAGGCAACAAAACUUCAAACAGAAGGUUGUGGCAUUGCUGAAGAGGUUUAAAGUGUCUGAUGAGGUUCUGGAUUCAGAGCAGGACCCAGCAGAGCACGUUCCAGAGGUGGAAGAGGACUUGGACCUUCUAUAUGACACUCUGGAUAUAGAAAACCCUAGUGACAGCGGGCCAGAAAUGGAGGACGAUGACAGUGUCUUGAGCACUCCAAAGCCAAAGUUAAAACCUUACUUUGAAGGACUGUCACACUCCAGCUCUCAGACAGAAAUUGGUAGCAUCCACAGCAUCAGGAGCCAGAAAGAGCCAUCAAGUCCUCAGGUAGAAGUGCCUGAAAAGUCCAAGAGUCUUGGAACCAAACAUGCAGGCGACAGUAUUUCUGACACUGUCUCUUACGAGUCUAACCAGCAAGCUGAGGUCCAGGAAGCUGAACUUCCCACACCAGACGUGUUUGUCGAGAAGCUCCCACCCAGUGGAAAGAUCACCAAGACUGAGUCCCUCAUUAUCCCAUCCACCAGGUCUGAAGGAAAGCAGACUGGACGUCGGGGAAGAAGCACAUCUCUGAAGGAGAGGCAGCCAGUGAGGCCGCAGAAUGAGAGGGCAAACAGUCUGGACAAUGAACGGUCUCCAGACACCCGCCACCACUUACAGAUCCCCAGGAAAACUGUAUAUGACCAGCUAAAUCACAUCUUGGUUUCUGAUGACCAGCUGCCAGAAAACAUUAUUCUUGUCAAUACGUCUGAUUGGCAAGGCCAGUACCUAUCAGAUGUCUUGCAAAAGCAUACUCUGCCUGUGGUCUGUACGUGUUCCUCGGCUGAUAUUCAGGCGGCUUUUAGCACUAUUGUCUCCAGGAUACAGAGAUACUGUAACUGCAAUUCCCAGCCUCCAAACCCAAUUAAAAUUGCAGUGGCCGGAGCCCAGAAUUACCUCAGUGCUGUGUUGAGGCUCUUUGUAGAGCAGCUGUCUCACAAAACCCCAGACUGGCUCGGCUACAUGAGAUUUUUGAUCAUCCCUCUAGGCUCUCAUCCAGUGGCCAAGUAUCUGGGGUCUGUAGAUUAUAGAUACAACAACUUCUUCCAAGAUCUAGCGUGGAGAGAUCUGUUCAACAAACUUGAAGCACAGACCACUGUUCCAGAAACGCCUGAUGUUGUCUCCAGAAUAACGCAAUAUAUAGCAGGGGCAAACUGUGCACAUCAGUUGCCCAUUGCUGAAGCGAUGUUGACAUACAAGCAGAAAAGCCCUGAUGAAGAGUCUUCGCAGAAGUUCAUUCCCUUUGUCGGGGUGGUGAAGGUUGGAAUAGUGGAACAAUCUUCUGCAACAUCAGGUGACUCUGAUGAUGCAGCUCCCUCUAGCUCCAGUGUCCUUUCUUCUACCCCACCGUCUGUGUCGCCUGCUGUUAAGGAAGCCUCCCCCACACCACCUUCCUCGCCAUCUGUCACAGGCAGCUUCUCAUCCUCAAGCCAGAGCCUUGGUGCUGAGUUGAUGGGUCUGCAGGUGGAUUACUGGAUCGCAGCUGCACCCAUGGACAGAAAAAGAGACCCGGAGAAGAAGGACCCCUCCACUACCAAAAACACACUGAAAUGCACUUUCCGGUCCCUCCAGGUCAGCAGGUUACCCGCUAGUGGCGAGAUCGCUACCACUCCAACAAUGUCCAUGACUGUUGUGACAAAAGAAAAGAACAAGAAAGUGAUGUUUUUGCCCAAGAAAACUAAAGACAAGGAGGUGGAGUCAAAGAGCCAGUGUAUUGAAGGAAUCAGCAGGUUGAUUUGCACAGCAAAACAUCAGCAGAACAUGCUGCGGGUCCUGAUCGAUGGGGUGGAGUGGAACGAUGUCAAGUUCUUUCAGCUGGCAGCGCAGUGGUCCUCUCAUGUCAAGCACUUUCCCAUCUGCAUAUUUGGACACUCCAAAUCUAACUUCUAGCCGUGCUCGGCGGAGGGACCUUCUGUCCGUCCCGGAGACUGCACACCAGGAGCCAGGAAAUGCGUGCCAACUCUGACUUGCAUUGCUCUGCCCUCUCUCCUGCAGAAUUACUUACAGAUGUGCUUGGAUUACUUUUGAAUUACUUUUUUCUAUUAACUCUUAAGUUUACUACAAGGGAAGGAAACCCCUUUAAACAAAGGCAAAAAAAAAAACAGUCUUAAAUAUAGAUGUGCUGACAACAUAAAGUUGUGGGGGAGUCGGCAGGAGCAGGCAGCCUGCCCAAGAACACCUACCACUUAUGAGCAGAUAGCUGAAUAACUGCACUGCUUAUUAACCUGAGACCUCAUUGGUGUGUGUGGGCUGGGGGAGCCGUGGAUCCGCUUGAAUGGGUUUUUGUGAAAGGUCACACGCAUUACAGUGUGUCUAGCCCCCUCCCUCUGUAUUCCUAGGAAGAAAAAAAGAUGGCCAGUCUUUCUUUCUACUGCCAAAGGACGAGAGAUCAGUGAGUCUGGAGGGAGUUCAGCUGUCUGGUUUGAAAAACAAACCGACUGCAUAGCUAGGGAGGUCAGGAGAGGAGAUCCCCCUUCAGUGCAAGGAGUGGGUCUGUCAUGAAGGCAGGCAGGUGUUUGUGCUGAGGUGAGGCCUGAGGAGGUUGGGCAGGAACAGAAAUUAGGAAACACUAGAUGUAAGAAACUGCAGUGUCCCAGGUCUGUGACAAUGACCAAACCGAGCCAGUCACAAUGUCCCUGCAGCUGGCUGUGCUGCUGGAGGACACCACGUCAGUGGGGUCGCUGCUAUUUACAUACUCGCACCGAUUAUUUACCUGUCAAUAAAACCUCAUCCAGCCUCUAAAGGGAAAGGAUUUUUUUUUAAUAGCUGCAGACUUUUUUUUAACACUUCCUUAAAAGAAAAAGUUUUAAGUUGCCAAAAAAAAAGAAAAGAAACCCAGGAAGAUGAGCCGUUGUCUAUGAAAUGAUGCAUCACUGUAGUGACUGGACUCGGAGCCAGCUAGGCGCCCUCCACGUCCAGCUGCCUUCCCAUCCAUCUGUCAAACUGCACGUGUGAGAUAGCGUGGGCUGCUUUCUCUGCUCUGCCUUUGUCCUGCCCUGACCGCGCUGUGCUCUAGCGAGCCUGCUGCCGUCUCCCUUGUGCACCUCCCCAGUUUGUGUGCAGUGGCUUCAGAGCCGCUGCAGAAGUGUAAUUUCACCAUGCCCUCUUUGUCCCUGUGAGGACAGGUCCUAGGUGAUUAAAGAACUGUAACAAAAAUAGAGGGUGCUAAGGGCACGUGGCCUCCUGCGGGCCUGGUCUGUAGAUGGAAUUUGUCCUUGCCUUCUCAUUUCUGAAUAUUCCUUCCCAUGGGCAUUUCUCCAUGGGUCACAUCCUUUCCCUGGCAGAGCAUUGCCUGUGGGUUGGGGCUUUGCUAUGGUUUCAGUCCCAAACUGCAGUGGAGGUAUAGCUUGGACAUGAAAGAGGAUGAAGCCAGCUGGGUUCUCUGUCUGCCUCAGGCAGCAAGACAUCCUGAGAGCUGGAGGAGCAAGACUUUUGGGUGUCUUCCACCCAAGUUCAGAUUGACUUUUUGGGUCUCACCCUUAUGGGCAGGCCAGGCUCCACAAGCAUUUCUUGAAGGCCCUUCCAGAGGGGCAGUGAUGAUUCUGAGCUUUUUCCAACAUCUACUGGUCAGUAAAUUCUUUGUCUAAUCUUUACCCUUGAGUUUUUUAAAGGUUGGAGAAUCUGCUUUGUGCUCUGUGGUGUGUCCUGGUCUGCAGAGGGGUUACCCAGCUUAUUCUAGGCGGGGAGCUGAUGGUGUGCUCUGUUAGGCAUCCUCCUGCUAAAGAGAAGAGAGGUUGUUAGGCAAGAGGGUAGUCCCUGCUGGAUCUGGUGUCUGUUGCAGCUAACAUUGUGGGCUGCUCUGCAGACUGUUCAUGAAACCCUUUCCAAGAACAAAUGCAGCUUGCUUGGCUGGGAACUGGGUAUUCCCUUCAAAUCACACAUGGGAAGAUGUUGUGGUCCAGUGCACAGUAACAUGCUACUGGGCAGGCCCUGUCACUUUAAUUGCAAUAUUCCCUGUCUUCCCACAGUCCCGGGGGCAGGUCUGCAUCCUGUCCGCUAGCGCUUGGCCGUGGCGAAGGCUCGACUCUCGUUUGAAUGUAGGUAUGUCUGUUGGUUCAAGCGUUUCAAGUUGACCUGAACUGGUCUGAUGCUCCAGGAUUGUAUAGCGUUGCCUAGCAGCAAUAGCGUGGGAGCCCAUGUAUAAGCACAUCACUUUUUUUUUUUAACUGAGGCUGUUGCAUCAAAAAGCUUUUUUAAAGGAAAUUAGUCAGUGUGAUUUUUUUUUUUCUUGAGUCUCACACUUGUGUGAGGAGAGCGAUUGGGCUCGGUUCCAGCAGCAGGAACCGCACGCAGCCCAGGGUGCCGGCGCGCGGUAUCGCCGCGGAGGUGGGGUGAACUGACCGACUGCAAUAACUUUGUUUACUGGGGGGCGGGAGGGCAGGGGGAAACCAUCACUGUGCUCCUCUUUGUAUUUCAACCUACUGUAGAGAAACAAACGGUAGCUAGUACAGGAUUUCCAGGGUCCUGCUCAUCAAGUACAUGUUGCCCUGCUCUAUUCUGUAUGUACGUGUGUGUGCGUAUGUGUGAGAGAAAAACACUCCGACUUGUUGCAUUUCACGUUCGUUUAUGUUUUGCUCUAAUUUUAUACAAGUGAACUCACCGGGAAACUCUUUGCACCUGAGGGCUUGCCUCUCUGUGGGGUUUCUCUCCUGCGGGGAGCUGCCUUCGCUCUGAAAUGAGGCGCUCGUUCUUGCAAGGAAGCUUCCUGGUUUCUCAGCCUUGUGCUCCCGCGUCUGCCGGGGCCAGCUGGGCCUGGCCCCCGUCAGCCCUGGAGCCAAGGGUUGGCAGGUGAGUUUGGUGCUGCUCUGAUCAGGGUGUGUUGUGCUGCUGUCAUUUCUCUUGUACCAUAUGGAGCCGUUUUCUGCAGCUGUUUCUUUCCCUGACUGGAGAGGAAACAGGUCGCUAUCUCUAAAGCAAACAAAUGUCAAAGUGAACAAGUGGUUCAGACAGGUUUGGGAAGGGGUUUUGCACCCGGUGAGCAGCUGAGCUCAGGGCUCCCACAAGGCGCUCUCCCACCUUCUCCCAGCGAGAGCUGCCAGGGCAGCACUGGGAUCGAGCCGGCAGAGGUGUGCCAGCACGGCGGGGUGAGGUGGCUGCUUGGGAGCUGAUGAUACAGGAAGAUGGCUUGAAGCAGGGACUGGCACAGCUCACGUUCGACUCUUUUGGCACAGCAAGUGCAACUUGAACAAAGAAACGCAGAGGUGUUAUCUUGCAGGCCUGUGUCAGAUGGGGCCUGCUUUGAGUGAAAGCCCGCCUGUCUGUCCAGCUCUGGGGCUGGGCUCUCCAGUGAAGGCGCAGCCCUGCCCCGCUCUCAGGCGUUGCUCUUCCCACUGCUCGCUCUCUUGAGGCGGUGCUGUGGAGGCAGCAUCAGCAGGGCUCCCCGUCCCUUCUGGGCUGCUGUUCGCUGCUCUCCUGACUGUGGCUUCUCAAAGCAGCUGGUGUCUUUUGCAGUUUCUCUUAGGAAACUGGUCCACACCUUGCUCAGAGGUGAGGUCUCAGGAGAGAGCUUGUUGCUGUGCUGGGCUGUGAAAUACUGAUCUAGUUUAACAGCUGGUGAGCAGACAAAAGAUGGGAAGUUCUGGUGGCAUCGUGUUGUGCCUUGAACACUUCCCUGGUUGGAUUUUCCCAGAGUUAGAGGGUUGGCCUCUGCCUUGCCAAUGGUCCAUCACCUGCCGGCUCUUCUGCUGUGCUGGCCACUGCAGAGGGAACUCAGGCAGCUCUUUUAGCUCAGUGCUGCAUUUGCAAUCCAGUUAUAUUGUCACUGUUUAUAUCUCAGUGGUAACUGCAGGAUCUCUCUUAGUUACCAGUGAGUUUGGGGAGAGCCACUGUCUCCUCGGCUGCGUUUUGCUGCUCUAAUUAGCAUGUGCUUGUUGCUUUAUCCUGCAGAGCUCAGAAGGCAGGAGUGGGUGGCUGGGAGGUUUGCCUGGGCUGGCAGAGAUGUACCCAUGCGCUGACGGCUGAGAACCACGCUGACCCAGGUAUAACCGGGAUGUCGGCAAAGGCCCCGUUCUGCUUCCUAGCAGUAGUGGGAUUUCAGCCACAGCUUGCCCAAGACAGCUCUGCCCGGUCUCUUCUCACCAGUUCCACAUGUCUGAGGGAACGUUGGCUAGCCAGGGCCAAGGAUGUUGUGCCUGGUGCUGUGAUGUUUAAGAAGAAAAUCAAGGCAAGAUGAAGCAGGGCCCAUGGCCACCUUUUGUCAUUUGACCUGCCAAGGGUGCCUGUGUCUGGGGUGUAUGAACCCUGGGGUUGGGGCACUCCUGCUCUGCAGUGAUAAAGGGGAUCCUGUUGUGUUUUUUCUUUUCUCUCCUUUUUCUUUUUCUUUCUUUUUUUUUUUUUUUUUUUUUUUCUGAAGCUAGGCUGGGUGCACUGCCUCUGUUGCCUGGGUCUCGAUUCAGUGGUCUUGAUCUCAGCAGAUAGCUGUGUGGUGACUCAUUUCAGUGUGGCAUUCCCUCUGGGCUUACUUGGCAGAGAGAGGGCCAGAAAUGUGCAGCAGCAUCUCCCAGACGUUUCCUGGAGACUCUUCAAGCAGGGUUUUCCCAGAAGUUGGGAGAUGCUCCUGGCAGGGCCAACUCUUGCAGGGCAAUUCAGUUGCUUGGGACAGGCUGAAGAAGAGGACACACCACACUUGGAAACCAGUGACCCACUGCUUUCCUUAAGGAAGACUGUUGUUAUGGAGCUGCGUCCAGUCAGCUGCAGCUUUGCAACUCGACUGGUGGGUUGCCAGAGCGCUGCCUGCCCGGUCGUAUAUGUGGCAGAGCUGUGGGGAAGCGCCUCGCUAGCGUGGGCGCAGUGUGUGCCAGGGGUUGCGUGUGAGCCUUGUCCGGACCACGGCAUAUGAAGGGACGUUACCACUUUGUAGAUUCCUCAGUUGUCCAUCUGUUUCAUUGUUGUAUUGUUUGGGUUCUAGUUUUUUUUUUAUGAAGACAGAUUAAAUGUAAAUAGCCUUUUUUUGGAACAAACUGCAACGUGCUCGACCUCGUCAACUAUUUUAUGGUACUAAUGCAACACUAAUAAAACUGGACGUGAAAGCA
This is a messenger RNA of Rhea pennata, 7802 nucleotides long. RefSeq names its product phosphofurin acidic cluster sorting protein 2 (gene PACS2). Gene Ontology annotation, biological process: protein localization to plasma membrane. The record is from RefSeq and is a predicted model, not a curated record. The transcript has 24 exons. The coding region runs from base 1 to 2661 and encodes 886 amino acids. NCBI's taxonomy places the organism in Eukaryota, Metazoa, Chordata, Aves, Rheiformes, Rheidae. Gene Ontology annotation, molecular function: transmembrane transporter binding.